This is a messenger RNA of Harpia harpyja (harpy eagle), 897 nucleotides long. RefSeq names its product interferon epsilon-like. Gene Ontology annotation, biological process: response to exogenous dsRNA; humoral immune response; T cell activation involved in immune response. Gene Ontology annotation, cellular component: extracellular region. Gene Ontology annotation, molecular function: type I interferon receptor binding; cytokine activity. Bases 78 to 632 code for a protein of 184 amino acids. NCBI's taxonomy places the organism in Eukaryota, Metazoa, Chordata, Aves, Accipitriformes, Accipitridae. The record is from RefSeq and is a predicted model, not a curated record. The transcript has a single exon.
AUGACCUUCAAAGCAUCCCAGCCUGUCUCUCAGAAUUUAUACACAGGACAGGAGGAACAUAAGAGCUUAUCUUCAUCAUGAAUGUUUUUGGCUUGAUACCAAUUGGCCUCAUACUGUUGUGCACCACCACCAUCUCCAGUCUUCAGUGUAAUCACCUUCCUUUACAGCAAAGAAAAAUGAUCGAGAACAGCCUGCAACUUUUGGACAAAAUGGGCAAAAAGUUUCCUCAACAAUGUCUAAGAGAGAAAAUGUCCUUCAGAUUUCCUGAGCAGGUUCUAAAGCCCAGACAGAAAGAGGCUGUCAAAGUGGCCAUUGAAGAGAUCUUCCAACACAUCUUCUAUAUCUUUAGUAGAAAUCUGACUCUAGCUGCUUGGGAUGGGACAGCUAUAGAACAAUUCCAAAAUGGACUUUAUCAGCAAAUUGAGCAAUUGGAGGCAUGUGUAACCAAGAAGCAGACCCACUACUUUCACAGUAAAGAAGUCAACAGGCUGAAACUGAAAAAGUACUUCCAAAAAAUAGACUGUUUUCUUAAAGACAAACAACACAACCUGUGCUCCUGGGAGAUCAGCCGUGCAGAAAUGAGGAGAUGUCUUCAAUUGAUUGAUAAAGUUGUAAGGAAGCUUAACAACUAAGGUACAAAGAUUUUGACCUGUCAUAACUUAGCUUUAAAAAUAUUUAUAUUUAUUAUUUGUUCUAUGAUCUAUCUUGUGGCAGUGCUUCCAGUUCAUUUUGAUUGUAUUUAAAUAAUUAUGCUGCCGAAAUUUAUUUUUGCAAAUGUAAUGCAUUAUUCAAUGUACGUGAAUUUUUCCCUUGGUAAGCAAGCUGUCUACCCUAGCUAUAAAUUAAUCUAUAUGACUUUUUAGUGAGGGUUACUCCAUAGGAAGGGAUUAUAAUCUU